AUGAGUGAAGAAUUAACUCUUAAGAAAAUUAAACAAAAAAUAUUCUGGGCUGACUAUUACACUGAAAAACAUAAAUUCAAGAAUUUUAAUCUAAGAAAACAUGGUGUUACUAUUGAUUAUGACUUUUUAAGUGACCUAGCAAAUAAUCAAUUUCUGACUGCUUAACACUUUGUUUUUUUCUAGUAAAUGUUUUCAUUUUAUUAUGGAGAACUUCUUGUAUAUAUUACUUUCAUUAUAUUAGGUACUUUCAUUAGAUUGUCAUGUUUUCCCGGAGUUCAUUCCAGAUAUUACAAAUUCUAUCCUUCCAAAUAUGAUUAUGUCUUAAUUAAGACAAGAGACAACUCAAAAUUCUUAAAAUUCUUUUUCUAACUUUGAAUUAUAGUAAGAAUAUCAGUAAAAAUAAACUCAAUAAGAUUAAAGUGAAAAUGUUUCAAUUUUCUAUAAAACUUUAAAUGUCAUUAAAUCCAUUAAUCCAUUAAGAUUGUUAUGGAAAUCUAAACCUUAAUAAGAAAUUGAUUGUUAAGAAAAUUAUUUAAAUAAUUAAUAUAAAACUAGUUAAGAGAAUGUAGUUUCUGAAUAAAAUUAAGAAUUAUUGUCAAAGUUUAAUUUUGAAGAGAAAAACAUUACUUAUUUAAAAAAAGAUCCUAAAAAAUCGACUUAAGUGAUUGCCAAAAGCAAAAUGAAAAUAAAUAAUGUCAUUUUUCUUGAAAAUGAAAAAGGAAAAUAUCAAUUUAAUAAAUUAAAGAUUCAAAUCAACAAUUUAAAAGAAAAAUAUCAAUUUUCCUCUAACAUUCAAUCAAAUUUUUUUAGUCUUUUCAAAUACACAUACAUUCCUAUUAAUUUAUAAAAUAAUCAUUGGCUUUGUGCUAUUAUAGAAUUUAAGGAAAAUAAAAUACAAUAUUUAGAUUCUAAUUUUGCAAAAUAAAGUAAUGUUAUAGAAGGUUUGGAAUAAAUGUUAAAUUAUAAAGGAGAAUAAACAAAAUGGUAAAUUAUAUGUGAUAGUCCAAAACAAGAAAAUAGGUACGGAAUUUAUUAAUAUUAAAAGUUUUGAUUGUGGAAUAUUCUGCUUGAUGGCAUUGUAUUAGCUUUAUAAAACAGGUAAAUUUAUUUAAUAUAAUCAAUAUAAUUAAUAAGAUAUUAAUAGUUUUAGAAAAUAAUUGCUUUACUUGGCAAUUAUUGAAAGUCAAAGUGAUAUUAAUUAAAAAUUACUAAAUAUUAUUUUAGAUUAUAAACAUAAAAAUUGA
Paramecium sonneborni is the source of this 1244-nucleotide messenger RNA. NCBI's taxonomy places the organism in Eukaryota, Ciliophora, Oligohymenophorea, Peniculida, Parameciidae. The record is from the annotation of a GenBank genome assembly.